Molecule: messenger RNA, 6250 nt
Organism: Polyodon spathula (Mississippi paddlefish)
Lineage: Eukaryota; Metazoa; Chordata; Actinopteri; Acipenseriformes; Polyodontidae
Product: mucin-5AC-like
Exons: 12
Coding region: 229-4929 (1566 amino acids)
Molecular function (GO): calcium ion binding
Source: RefSeq, a predicted model, not a curated record
GCGAGCCUGUGUCUCCAGUGCCUCCGUCAGAAGCACAAAACCAAUUCUUUAUUACGAAGUCUCGGUUUAAUAAGGAGUUAUGUCUUUUUUUUUUUUAAUGCAUGCCAUCAUCACCACAGCUGACAUGAACAAACCGUCCUAAAACUUAUCAAGGGCACUUGUCACAAAUUAUCUGUAUGGGAGACAGCAAAAGCUCAUCUAAUUCUAUGGGAUAUAAAAAUCGACACGAUGCAACUUUAUAUUCGAAUGGUUCUGUUUUUUGUAAACACAGGCUAUCUGCAUUCCUUAAUACACCAUGACUGUGGUGGGGUCAUUGAUGCCAGCAAGGAAAACACAGGAGUUUUCCAGCAUUCAAUAUCUGCAAAUAAUACAAAUACUAUGCAUGGAAUAAGCUGCACAUGGGUAAUUGAAGCACUGUCUACAGAAACUGUACACUUAACCCUUCUCUCUAUGGAUAAUAAAACAUGCAUUAGCGUAUAUUUUGAAAACAGCCAAAAAGUAUCAAUUUGUGGCUCAAGGAACGAAACGUUGUUGUCUGGGAAAGGUAGAGGUGUGAUAACCUGGCGCGCUGCAGCUGGAAGUUCUGCAAACGAAACCCAAAUUCGGUAUAGAGUUGUGGUUAACUGGUGUGCUAGACUGUCUCCCUGCUUGAAUGGAGGGACUUGCAUACCCGGAGAAUCAUCUGCAACGUGUGUGUGUCUGAAGACCUGGCAGGGGAAGCACUGUGAAAGAGAAACACGGAACCUCCUUGAGGAAAGACUUCCCCACACUGAGUCACUCGGCCGAAAAGCUCCUUUGAGUCAGGAGACAAGCUUCCAUGGCAUUCCAGAAAUUACAAUCAUUUUACAAAGCACACGUAUUCGGAGGAAACCGUGGCUCACGACUCCUGGUGACAGCGCUCCGACAACAUUCAGUGACAAAGGAACCGCGCGGUAUGACACAACCGAAGGCCAGCCGAGGGAUGAGAACAAUACAACAAAGGCAUUCCCUAGUAACAGUUCAGUCAGCAGUUAUUGGCCCAGAGACAGCGAAAGCACUGCUGUCGGAGCUGAUAAGGAAAGACUCCCAUCCUCUCAGGAAACUUCACAUAAUAAUAAGGACUCUGCUCUAUUAACAGAUCAGGCACUUUCACACAUUGUGAGAUUUACUGCAACUGAUGAUCCAUCAUUAGGCUUGACUAGUCUGGCUACUGAAGAAACUCAGAAAACAAAGCCAGCGCUUUUCAGAAUUGAACGCAAGCCUCUAAUAGCUCGCUACACAGCAAUGGAAAAACACCCCACAGGUGUGACUGCAGUUCUGUUUCCAUCAACCAGACAGGAAGAGAGGUUACAUGCUCCAGACAAUGGUCCAUCGUCACAAAGAAAUGUUUCUCAUCUAUACACGCUGGUGUCUGCAACAUUCCCAGUUUCUCCGUCCCAAGAAUCCGCUUCACAGACUUUCACUGUCAAGCCUUCUUUCCCACUGGCCACUAGCUUUAGUGACACUACAGCUCCUCCAGAUAGCGUACACAAUCCUACAGAGUCGCUGCCACCACAGCAUGAUCAGGAGAUGGAGAGCAAUGACCGAGACUAUCACCAUGGAACCAAAUUGAAAGCAUCGCUGGAAAUGAAAGCUGUUUCGCUGAGUACGAUUAUUCCUGAAAUGAACACGCCAACUAAAACAGAGCCAUCACAGACUUUGAAUGAUCUGUCAAACAGUGGUUCAUCCACUGGCUCACAGGCUUUGUUUGCUGGACACAAUGCUGGCAGAAAGAUCACAGCUCUUUCUAGCACAGCCACUUUGAACUAUAACCUCACGUCUAUGUUAUCUUCUUCAGCGACUGACCCUGACACACCAGAGACAGCCCUAAAGCUUCCUAAGGUCUCUCAUUUACUCACAACCCCUUUGGAAUUCUCCAGUGAAGCCACACUGGACCCUGCAGGAUUCACACAUUCUGCUUUUGAUCAUCAAAGGAACUCUGAUUCAGACAUCAGGUAUUCAACAGAGGUGACUGAAAACAACAGUUUAAGUUUACAAACUGUCAAUGAACUUUCAGAGACGCCAAAAUAUGCUGCUGAAAUUGCCAAAGAGAUCAAUGAUUUUUUUCAUGAGGGCAGCGAGAACACAACACGUCAAAUAACCGCGGUCACAUCUACUCCAUUGAUGGAGGAUUUCAAUGUAAGUCUGUUUGAGGAUAAGUUAGUUCCGAUGGUUACUAGAAGCCUUCCUGAGGGAGACAUUUAUAAUUUUAUGUCUAAAGGGGAAACAGCAUCUGAGAGUGAAGUAGGUGUGUCAAUUUCAAAACAAGGAUUCAGUGAAAGGGCUCUCUCAUCUUCCACAAGUGAGGAGGAUGUUUCCACUUUGACUACUUUGAUAGAAAGCAGUAGAAAAGUUGGUCUAGAGAAUAGUACUCUUUACACAGAUUCUGCUCCACCUCAUAUAGGCACGACAGAAUCAGAUGUCAUGCUGCAUUUUACAAGGGUUACACCAUCAACCACUACUUCCAGUCCAGAAAUAUUUCCUCAGUCUGAAAGCACAGCGUCUACAUCAGAACUGCCUACAUUUGCUUUGCAUUCCUCUCCAAAGCUGCUGAUAUGGACUGCUGAACCCAGCACCCUUUCCAUAACAACACACAAACAGAUCACAGUGUCUCAAAAUACCAGACGAUCAGCCUCACCUACAGAAACAUUCGAAGAGAUGUCCAUGAGUAACGAUGUCAUCUCAUCGGAAGAUGGCAUUAAAUCCACAUCAGCUUCAGCAACUCUAACUGAAAUGGGGUGGACGUCCAAAAAAGAACCUAGAACAUCUUCAGAGAACUUCGAUUCAAGCUAUUUGCCUUUUAUUACAUUGACUGAUACAGCAAGGCAUUACAAGUCGACAGCUGUUGGUUUAGAUCCUGCAGUGGAAUCGCCCACAUUAUACACAAGUUUGCCACAAGAGGAAACUGCUGUACCAGACAGCGCUUCGUCUUUUUUUACCCCUCUGUUGACUAGCUCCUUUGAUGUUGCAGUGACAAGCCUCAAUACAGGUGGGGCAACAGGACCAACUCUGCAAACAACCACGUCGCUGAACGCAGUGGUUCUACAAACACUAUCACCUAGAGGGGAGGGCAGUUCCCCAACUCCUGUUAGACAAACUGAGAUGGAAACAGAGGUUUUAAGUACAGGGUAUUCCAGCACCACAGUUCCUCAAACCACUUUACCCCCUGCCAUGGAUGAUUCAAGUUUGAAUCUGACCACACUUUCCCCUGGAGCACAGUCCACUCCUGUUUCUAAAAUAAACUCUACUGCAGGAAGUGGUAAUGUCACAGAAUCAACAACAGUCCUGACAUCUGUGGAAUCCAGUACGACCGAACAGCUUUCCACCGCCCCAGGGGUGACAAACGCUAAAGGUAAGAAGAAUAGCACUCCUGGCCUGUCAAAGGAUUUGCCAGUAGAUCAAUCAAGUACCUUCACUUAUAACGGCACUUUUGCUAGGCAUACAGGUUCUGCCACCGUGAAAACAAGACCUACCGCUAUAUCAAACAAAAGUGAAAGCACUCCAGUGCCUUUCCCAGGCCGUGUGAACGUGACUUUAACCACUCGGCCUUUGGCCACGUCUACGAUUCGAACCACCACCCUGCGUGCUCCAGCGACUCUGACAGAAGUGCCUGCUUUUGGGAAAGGGGUAUUUACAACCACGUCUUAUGGACAGAAAACUGCAGGGAGUUCACCCGGUCCUCCUGUGAUGUUUAGCACAUCGAAAAACACUUACGAGAAGACAGAGAGGAUUUUCAUAGUGGAGAAUCAGCCACCCAUCAUCAAAGAAAAAAAUAUUAAAGUUCCUUCACUGCUUGUGCUAGAAAUGGAAUUCAGUAAAGACCUUGCAAAUCCUAAAUCCCGAACUUUUGAAAAUCUUGUGGAGGACUUCCAAGGGAAGGUUGAUCCAUUUUACAAGAAUAUUCCUGGGUAUCAACAUCUACAGAUAUCAGGAAUCAGUAGUGGCAGCGUGCUCAUUGAGUAUGAUGCUGUGUUCAGUACUGAAUCAGUGCUGGGGUGGGUCGAGGAUCUGGCAGGGCUGCUGAAUAUGACGGGUCUGCCUGAGGCCAUCUCCCAGGGAUUCUAUAUCGGUGGGGCCAGAGUGCUGCGUAUAUCUGUCCGGAAGCGGCAGGCUGACCUGUGCUCCUCAGUGUUCCACUGCCAGCUCGGGUUUGACUGUGUCCCUGCCGGACGCAGAAAUGCGAGCUGCACCUCUCUGUGCCACAGGGACUACUGUAAAAACAGCGGCAUCUGCACCCACCAGAGAGGUCAGCAGCCUGUGUGCCAGUGCCCGGUUGGUGUUGAUUAUUGGUUUAUGGGUCUGAGGUGCGACCACAAAAUGAGCCAGCAGAAGCUGAUUGGAAUCGCGUUCGGAGUCCUCCUCGCAGUUGCUGUCAUGAUGGCAGCCAUAGCCUUCCUAGUCAUGAGGAGGUUCAAGGCUUUAUUGAUUCAAGCCAAGGUCGACCAAACGAGAAGCAGUUACCGGAGAUUCAGCCGCUUUGAUGACAUCUCGGAGCAGUUCUGGUCUCAGUCCUGGCUGGACUCUGCUAACUCUCUGGACAACCCUGCCUUCACUCACUCGGAUGAGCUCACUCACCUCCGGAGGCUGGACAGCAGCUACUGCAGCUGCCUGGAGGAGUCGCUCACCACCAGCAACAGCAGCAAAAGAAACAUGCCCCACGUCAGGACUGUCUUCAGGCACAGCUCCCAGUAUAACUGGGAUCUCAGUGACAGCAGCAUCAACGAUCACAUGGCAGACUCCGGCAAGGCCAGCGAUCUCUCGGUUUCCAGCUGGCCUAUGGAGCCCAUUCAGUGGACACCUUUCCCCAUUCUGCAGCAGCUUGGUAUUGAGAGACCGUUUAAGACACGAAGACCCCGCUCUUUCUGUGAAGGAAUGGAGCUGGUUAACCUGGAGAGAACCUGGACAGCUUAAAUAUAUCAAUCAAUCAACACAGUGGACUACCUAAGAAGCCUUUUGACAAUCGCAGUAAUCUUCUAAAAAUAAGCAACACAUUAAGUAUACCAAGUACAACUUCAAAUCAGUACUGUAUAUACACACACACACCCAGUGCAAAUCCAAGGCCUUAAAAUCAACAUGUAUUCCAUUUAAGUUUGUUACUACAAUAGGAGCAACUGAGAUUUUGGGUUUGACGAAGCAGGUUUUUUUUUUUUUGGUAGUUUACUACUUCACAAUGGUACGAUACUGGCACAUCAUUAAGUUUUGGUAGUACUAAAGAAGCAGUUAGUACCAAGUAUGUAUUCUACUAAACAAUCUAUUUUUCAACACUUAAUAGCUGCAAGUUCUAUUAUAUAUAUAUUAUAUAUAUAUAUAUAUAUAUAUAUAUAUAUAUAUAUAUUAUUUUUUUUUUACUUUUUUUAAAAAAAGGAUAACACUAGUGCUAAAAACAAACAUCUGGUCCAUGGCUUAGCCAAUUGCCAACAUCUUUGAAUAUUGUAUUUUCAGUUGUGCAUUAUUGUAGUAACUAAAUCACAAUCCCUGUAAAUAUCGUAUAAUGUACAUUUUAUGCAUGUAUUUAACUACCAAUAAAUGAUUACAUUCACCACUGUUCUAGCCAACCCAAGCCAUUAAGUUUACAAAGGCUUGGCAUUUUAAUGUCAUUCUGUGUUUUUAAAACAAAAAACAAAAAAACCCCAAAAAUCAACAAUACAUGCUGAGCAGCCAAAACGUCAUGAUUUAUUAAUUUUUGAAGAAAACUUCAGAAUUCAACACAACCGAACUGUACACAUUACAAUCACAUUCUAUUUGUAAACAGUUAAAAGCCACUUAACUUGUGUUGCAUCUUAGGACAUAGACAAUUAGGGUCAAGGCAAUGAAAUGAUGGUGACUUUUGCACUGUUAAAAUCUUACCCUUGUUAAUCUUCAAAUGACCAAACAAGAAUUUUUUUAAAAUACCAUUUGUGGCAAGAAAAAAAAAACAAAAACAAAAAAACCAACGUGUUACUUUUGCAAAUAACUUAUUUGCAAAUAUUUUAAAACAUUUUACUAUAAACACAUGAUUCUGUAAGCCAAAUACCUGGUUACAGUAUGCAUAGUUACUGAUUUCGGCUUUGUGUUUUCUUUUAAAGUACAACAAUUAAACUUCAGUCACAGAGCAAAAACAUGUAGCCACUCUAAUGGAGGAUAAAGGAAAAAAAAACCUAGUACAACUACAGCGAUUCAGCAAACCACCUUCACUCACUAAUAAAAAGACAGCAUCUUGAAAGCAAUAUGUAGAACAACUCCAGCUUUAAGC